UCCAGUUGCGUUUGUUAAACAGAUUCUUACUAAUAGCCUGUGGUUGGGAAAUUCAUCUCUUUCAUUCUCCUCUGAGCUGUACAGACACCACUAUGACUCUGUUGAAGCUCGAUCAGCGAUGCUGGUUCUCCUGUGUGUUCCUGCUGCUGAUAGACAAAGGCUAUUUUUUAUGUCUGUGUGUUUUAGUGCCCCUUUCAGUGUCUCUGCAGGAGAUUGAAGCUGUUGUAGGAGACACCGUCAUCUUACCAUGUUCGAACAGUGAUAAGGCACUGCAGGGUAAACUGACUGUGUUCUGGAGAUUCAGAUACAACAGCACUGUGUACGACAUCAUCAACAGCAGAGAAUCCUUUGAUGAGCAGGACGCGUCAUUCAGAGGCAGAGUUGAAAGUUUUCCAGCUGAGUGGACAAAAGGAAACUUCUCCAUCACACUCAGCAGUGUGACGAGGGCUGACUCAGGAACGUACACCUGCUUCAUUCCUGCUGGCAAUGCAAACACGGAAUCAAUUCUGACCAUUAAAGAGGCUCCAGUUUCAGAAAACAGGGACAUUAGAAGAGGACCAGAGAACGUCCUGCUCUUUUCUAUACCUCUGUUAGGACUGACCCUCCUGUAUGUCUGAUUUAAAGCACGUUUGAGCCACAUGCACACAGAACAGGUGUUUUUUCAUAUCAGAUGUGUUACAAAUCAUAUAUUUAAUCCAAAAUAAUUCUAUAAUAAUAAUUCGUCCACAUGUCUGGACCUGCAGAACAUCGCCCUGUGUGUUACACUACCCCACGGAUUGUCUUCUUCCUACAAUGCAUCCUGAUGCCUUCACUUGCCCAGGUAAAUGGUGCAGACCAGGUGACCUUCUUCCAUCACUCCAAGGUCCAGUUCUGAUGCUUGAGUGCCUGUUGCAGGAACUUAUCCUGCAUCUCCCGUAUUCGCUUCAUCACAACAUCAAAAUGUUUUGGUUUAUAUAAAUAUAUGGUUGCAUAUAUGGUGCUGUUGCAUCAUUGUUUUUUACUUGUUUAAAACUUGUACAUGUACAUAUAAACAUAUCGCUGUUGUCGGAAGAAAACCUCAUAUCUCCAA
Molecule: messenger RNA, 1069 nt
Organism: Colossoma macropomum (tambaqui)
Lineage: Eukaryota; Metazoa; Chordata; Actinopteri; Characiformes; Serrasalmidae
Product: CD276 antigen homolog
Exons: 4
Coding region: 93-617 (174 amino acids)
Source: RefSeq, a predicted model, not a curated record